Molecule: messenger RNA, 2088 nt
Organism: Leishmania braziliensis MHOM/BR/75/M2904
Lineage: Eukaryota; Euglenozoa; Kinetoplastea; Trypanosomatida; Trypanosomatidae
Exons: 1
Source: RefSeq, a predicted model, not a curated record
ACAUCAUCCUUGCUGCCGUGGAACGCGUCGGUAGAUAUUGAUGCGGAGCUCCGCAGGAUUGCUCCUGCCGCGGUAAGUAGCGAAAGCGAGGCCAGCUGGAGUGUGGCGACCGACGUAUCCCAGAUGAUUGCCCGCGGCGGUGUCGGUGCGCUUCCUGCGUGGAGACUUCCGGUGCCGCCGACGAACUGCACGCAGGUAGCGGCCGCAUGGGAGACGCGUCAGCGGGCAGCCGUCGCUGCCGACCUCACCAACUUCUCCCCCACUGUCGAGCAGCCCAGCCGACUUCUCAGCGACCCUGUUUCAGAGAGCCAGACGCAGCAGCUUGUGGCAGCUGUGGUGCGGUCGAUGCCGCCGUAUCCGGCGCAAAUGAAAGGGCCGGUGGGGAGGGAGGCUCUGGACUCACUGCGGCUGCCUAACCUUCAGGAAAGCGGCCCCUGUAGUCCCGCACCGCCGUCGGCAGCAGCGAGAGCAAUCGCAGCGGUGGCUGCAUCUGUGGAGAAUGGCGCAACGGGUGCGGUUCGACGUGAGGUAGUGGCAGAGAAGGCGGCGGCACUCGCCGACGAGAGGGCCACCGAUGACGCUGCCAGUGGCGCUGUCUCUUCAGACCCCGUAUCAGCGCUUGCCAGUGGUCAAAAGGCGAAUGCUGGCGGUCUCCCCGUUUCGAGGAGCGCACACCGUUAUGACGCUCAUCAACGAACAGUGGCGGCGGUGUCUCGAGAGAAAUUGUCGUCCCUGGAAGAUACGGAUCAGCCAGCAGCAAUAACGAAUGAGGUGGCGGUGUCGUCGCCGGUGAAUGAUCUGCCUCGCCCUCCCACCACGCGGCUUCCUCCGAGGCGCUUCGCCGUUGGCAGCAAAGACCGGCCAGCUGAAAAGACAACGGAGGACCUGGCCCUGCGCGUGGAGAGUGUGUGUCCUCCAAACCGCGCAGAGUCAACCCAUAGGAUGGAAGAGACCGGCGAUUUUGCCGCAGAAGGCAGCGCAGACCGACGAGCUCUCGUCCGCACAUCCCUACCCACUUCACCGGGUGAUACACGCGCAGAAGCGAUGGUGGCGAAGGCAGUAGGUGGGCAGAAUGCUGCAGUACUGUGUGAUGCGGGAGAGGCUGCGCUGUUGCCGCGGAGUGAGAGCAUUGAAUCAGUCAUUUCCUCCGUGCGGAGGGGUGAGCAGAAAGAAGUGUGCGCUAUUCCACUUAACGCAGCAGCAGCAGCAGCGCGGCGAGAAGACGCGACUGCGAGCCGAUCUCGCUCUUCCUCGGCAGGGGUUGGUGGUGCAGAGGGCGCCAAGCACUCGGGAACGGUACCCUUUGGCACUUCCGCCUCCUUAUUGACACAACUGUGCACGCCUGAGCGGUCCUUCGCAGUUACCUCUGCUCUACCGACCGAAAAUGGCUCCUUUUCCCUGCGUGGCAUGGAGGCGGGGCAGUCUCCUCUGGAGCGGUCAGCGUAUGGGCGGCAUGCUGUAUCGCUCAGCAACGGGCGAGGCGAAGAGGAGUUGGGCGAGGGUGUGCCGCACAGCCACGCGCCAACGCCGCUACUCUGUCGCCUCCAACAACGGAGUAGAGUGACGCCGCCGUACGAUGGAGUGCGGCAGUCAACUGACAUUGUCGCGGAGGAGGGCACGAGCGACGCGCCGGUUACUCAGCCGUUUUCCCGCUCUGACGCGUCGACGCGGUGCCUGUCCGCUCCUGCAACGGAGCUUCAAGCGGCCCAGAACGCACUGGAGCAGGCGAGGGAGACAGCGGAGGAGACUCCGGCGGUCCCUUUCGACAGCUCAGCAAUCGGUGCUCCUUUAGCAGGGGAACAGUGCAGUGUAGAGGAAGGCAGGGGGACAGCCACGGCGAAUAACAUCGCUCUCGAAAAAUCGACCGUGACGAGUGCAGACGUAACUUUGGCGCUGGCAGCAGUGCCGGAUUUGUAUUCUCAUGGCUCUCCUGCGCGCGCACUCUCCUCGCCAACAUCGAACGGCAGCCCCCUUUUUGCUCGAAGUGCCUCCUCCUCGCUGUACCACCCCGGCAGCCUCGCCGCAGAACCGACGACGACGAGUCGAUCCAUCGUCAAGUCGCUUGAGAGGUUCGACGUACUGCAGUGA